Messenger RNA from Hypoxylon trugodes, 2340 nucleotides. RefSeq lists its product as uncharacterized. The record is from RefSeq and is a predicted model, not a curated record. The coding region runs from base 186 to 2165 and encodes 659 amino acids. NCBI's taxonomy places the organism in Eukaryota, Fungi, Ascomycota, Sordariomycetes, Xylariales, Hypoxylaceae. The transcript has a single exon.
UUUGACGCUGCACCUCUGACAUUUGUUCUCCCUUCCACCCCCCGUUACAACUUUGUUGAGCGUAUCAGCCUAGGACCUGGCCCGUCCGCGUCCCUACCGCGAUACCUACAUAAAUCAACAGCUUUAUCCCCCACGUUCCCUUGGUCGCAAAAUUCGAUUCUUUAUCAUUUUUUGCUUCGUCGGGUAUGCUCAUGUUCCGCUUUUGGAGUUCAGAACCAAGGGGAAGCGAUAAAACUCUACAAGUUGAACAGCCUAUGCUUGAUUUCAGCAAACCACAAAAACCUUGGGUGCCGUCAGAGUCUCCUGUUACAACUACCACGUCGCCUACAACACCGAGGCGGCGCAAACAGAGCAACGUCGCGAUAGCGUCGCAACUUGCUGCUCCUUCUCCCGCGCCAAAGCGGACGAGGACGGAUGAUGAUGAGGGUGAUGAUCGUGCCAAGGCGCGUAAGCGGGUGGCUUUGUCGGUAGGAGAUUGUGAAAGGGAUGUACCGCGACCCUUGUCGCAGAAGCCCGAUAUGGACCGCGCUAGAGAUGCUAUCGAACAACAGUUCAGUCUUGAGAUUCUACUCAAACACGAUGAGCUACGAUUGAUAAAUCAAGAACUUGCCAAAUGCCAGGUGGCUUUGGAACAACUACGCAGAUGUCAUCUAAUACCGUAUCCACAGAACGUUCCUACGCCGGAACAAAUGUUGAACAUCAUGAAUGGGUCGGGCGCAGCCUUGCAACCGAAGUUGGGCGAACAGCUGCCUCAGUGGGCACCACCCUUUGGCGUUACUGAUGGCCCGUAUGCCCGGCACUAUGCCAAGUGGCUCAUACCCGAUCCCAAGUUCGAUGGUAUUCAGCCUGAGACUCAUGUCCAAGCCGAGGCCUCAAGAUACAGAACUUCGAUAGACGGUAGAUCGACAAGAAAUAGUUUCGCUGAGCCAGGUGCACCACAAGGUAGAGGUCGACCAGUAAGGGGAUCGGCAGGUCAGAAGCUCCAGGCCCUUUCAAGUGGUUAUCCGCCUCCCAAGGACAAGAACGGCCCUUGUGUUUUGAAACGAUCCGAUGGGAAAACUGUGAAACUUGUUUGCAUUGACUGCCAUCGCGAGAAUUUCUCGAGCACGCAGGGCUUUAUUAAUCACUGUCGCAUAGCGCAUAAGAGAGACUUCAAGAGCCACGAAGAAGCGGCGGUGCACUGCGGUCAUCCUAUCGAGGUUACCGACCCAGUAGGUGUUGUAGGAGAAGAGAAACCUGUGAGCCAGAGCAUCCCUCCGUCUGGCCUAGUUCACCCAUUCGUACGCGAAAACGCUAUGUCGGAUUCCGAGGCUUGCUUUUCUGUUGUGCGUCGUAUCUCAGAAUCGUUAGAAAUGUAUCGGCGCGGUGAAUUACCCGGCAUUUCUUCUAUUCCUGGUGUCGCUGAAAGCUCUCAGAGAGCACCAUCAGUGACGACGACAAAACAACAAUCAGGUUUCUCACCUUCUGCUGAGUCUCCACACCUGUCCAGCCUACUUCAAAACAAAGGAUUUAAGGGCAAUUUAGGGGAGUUGGUGAGUGAUGCAAAGGCCAAGGUUGACCUCGAUCAAUACUUUUCUCCUGAGGAAGAGUCUUCGGAUGAGGUUGAUUCCAGUGUUAAAGGUAUCAAAGGCACUAGAGUCACAGCGUCAUACCAAGCACCAUCUCUUGUGCGAGUCCCCGCGAGGGCAACAAUGUCGCCUGCCCUCGCUACAACCCGACCCACCAGCAGCAAAGGCCACCCUCCUCUUGUACCGUAUGUUACCCCCGUGCCAACCCCUGCUCCUCGAGUCAUGUCGGGUCCCGAACCCGACGAGGUGAUUGUAGAUGACGAUAUGUUGGAUGUGGAUUUGAGUCCCCAUACAGCCGUUAGCAACAAUGCACCCUCGCUUGUUAGUGACGAUGGCGAGUACGACGAUUCCGAAGCCGACUCUGAGGUUGAGUCAGACGUGAACGAUAGUAUCGGAGCACAAUCGAUUUCGGAUGUCGACGAAAUCGACAUCGAGGAUGACCACAGUGGCGCGCGUUCUAUUCGACACCAUCGUGGCUCUACAGGUGCGGGAGCUGGGACAACAGUGCGCCUACGCAAAGAUGAUAGCAAGCAUGUCGCCUUUGUAAGCCCUAUUAAGGGCAGUGGGAACGAAAACCAGAGGCGAGGCCGCAGAUAAACCCCGAAGUUAAUAGCGGAAUUACUUUCGCGUAGACCUACGCGCCAGAUGGCCACGAGGGGAUGCGGAAUGAACUUUUCAGUUUGGAUUAUACCGAUUUCUUUUAAACAACAACCCUUACCAUACUACCUUUAUUGCUCCAUUCGCCUUUUAUUCAAUUCUUUUUUUUUUCUCG